Molecule: messenger RNA, 1849 nt
Organism: Nicrophorus vespilloides
Lineage: Eukaryota; Metazoa; Arthropoda; Insecta; Coleoptera; Silphidae
Product: protein bric-a-brac 1-like
Exons: 5
Coding region: 522-1595 (357 amino acids)
Biological process (GO): regulation of transcription by RNA polymerase II
Cellular component (GO): nucleus
Molecular function (GO): protein binding
Source: RefSeq, a predicted model, not a curated record
AAUAUGUAGCAUCAGCAUAUGGUAAUUAAUUAUUCCUAAUAAGCGGUAUAUGCGUAAUGCAAACAAAGGGGGAACAUAAGAUUUGGAGCAAGUGGCAGAUGAUGGGAUCAGGGUAUUCGACUUUGUUUUUAUCUGUUAUCUUUCUCCAGUGAAGAUAGCCGUUCAUCAGACACUCCGGGGCAUGCUGCAUCAUAAUCAUAAUUUAUACACAAACAACACGUUCUAAUUAAAAGCAAUUAAGAUCCGGCGAAGUGCGUUGUAAACAAACGUCCCUCGUAUGGUUAACCGUCAUCAAAGUAUUUUCGUUUCGUACCCGGCGACAGAAGAGAUUCAGAGCAGCUCUGCAAAAGUGGUGGUAGAAAAAAAUCUGCGACGGGAUUUGUGUCCUCCAUUUUUAGCUGGCGUUUUAAAAAUACCGAAGACACAAAUCCCAAAGUUCCAAACCGAGGCGACUCAUGUAUAUGCACUGUUAUUUAUCAGUGGUAAACAAAAACAAACCUGAUUUGCAGGAGUAGGUAAUUAUGGAAACUGAGCAAUUCUCCCUUUGCUGGAACAACUUUCAAAACAAUCUCACUGCUGGAUUCCAAGCCCUCUUCAAAGAUGAGGACUUGGUGGAUGUCACCCUUGCCGCUGAGGGAAGGUACAUCAAAGCACACAAGGCAGUCCUCUCUGUAUGCAGUCCAUACUUCAAGGAGCUGUUCAGGAACAAUCCAUGCAAACAUCCCAUUGUGAUCCUUCAUGACAUCAAUUAUGAAGCGCUUACAAACCUGCUGCAGUUCAUGUACCAAGGUGAAGUGAAUGUAAGCCAGGAGGAGAUUCCCAACUUCAUGAGGGUGGCAGAGAUAUUGAAAGUCAAAGGCCUUACAGACAACAGCAAUUUAAACAAUGAAGAUAAUAAAAAUGGAUUGCAAGAGACGAUAAAUAAUCAGCAUAUAUCACAGCCUUUUGUUGGCGUCGCUGAUAAGCAGCCAAUUAUGAAGAGGACGAGGCCUAUUAAAAAGAUGAUCAAACCAAUACAACACUUGAAGCCACUUGAAUUUCCAAACUCUUCUAAUUCCCCAUCGCCGUCGCCGAAGUCGCCUCUGUGUAAGCAGCCCAGAUUGGAUGAUACCGUUGAGAACAAGAUUGGACCUGCGAAUCCGCCGCUGCUGAAGCCCAAACAAGAACCCUUUGAUCCCGACGAAAAUCCUUACAAUGAUCAUCAUUCCUCCGAUGAUAAGAUGGACAUGUCCAAUAUGACUGACACGAGUUUAGGUGAAUCCAGCGAUCAUUCCAGGGAUUACAAGCCGACUAUGACGGACACUUCUAGUCCAGGGACAAUACAAUGCAUUAUGGGAGGGUUGAUGUUUUUGAAGAGUCGCAAGGGCCAACCAGUCCUGAUACACAACGGCCACAUGUACACGUAUAGUCACACAGUGGAGAACCGAAGGGUGUGGGUUUGCGUUAAGAAAAAACAUUUGAAUUGCGGGGGUUGUCUAAUUACAGCGAACGGACCAAUGGUAGUGUCUUACAGUGUUCACAAUCACGCUCAACUCAACGAUGUCAUUCAGAGGCUGCAGGCGGACAGCUGCAGUCCGUCGCCGGAACUCAUUUAGAAAAUUACUAUCCAGUCGGACGAGGAAGAUGGACUUAUGGACACAUUAUUUAUUUAUUUAUACUAUUUAUAUUUACAAAGACGAUUCUAUUAUCACAGACGGUUAUAUCCUUAUUUUCUAUUCAUUCAUUCGGUCCAUAUUUUCAUUUGCUCGCGAUGGAUACGGAAACGUAAACCAAAAGCCAUUUAUUGUUAUUUUUACUGAUUACUGUUAUCGAAACAUAUAAUUACGACAACAAAAAAGAUUAUUAAGAA